Molecule: messenger RNA, 267 nt
Organism: Ostertagia ostertagi
Lineage: Eukaryota; Metazoa; Nematoda; Chromadorea; Rhabditida; Trichostrongylidae
Source: the annotation of a GenBank genome assembly
AUGGCUAAUCAUAAAGCUACCAAGAAAGAUAUCCGUCAGGCUGAAAAGCGCCGCGACCGUAAUCGUUAUUAUGGUAAAACUACCCGUAAUGCAAUGCGCAAGCUUCUUGCGUUGACUUCUAAGACUGAAGCUGAACAAGAAUUGCCAAAAGUUAUUUCAAUGAUUGAUAAGCUUGCCAAGCGCAGGGUUAUUCACAAAAACAAGGCAGGAAACCUGAAGUCUGGUAUCACUGUAAAAGCAUUAUCAAACAGAACAAAAUCUAAAUAG